Messenger RNA from Alternaria burnsii, 2250 nucleotides. RefSeq lists its product as uncharacterized. The transcript is spliced from 5 exons. The record is from RefSeq and is a predicted model, not a curated record. NCBI's taxonomy places the organism in Eukaryota, Fungi, Ascomycota, Dothideomycetes, Pleosporales, Pleosporaceae. Bases 1 to 2250 code for a protein of 749 amino acids.
AUGAGUCAUCGAGUGGACGGUCCGGAGCGGCGCUCAUUCGUGUUUCACGAGGUGCCACAACUUCGCUCCGAUUUUGAUCCAGUGAUCCAGCCAGGACAAGAAAGCGCGGCGAAUCGACUACUGGGAAGAGAUGGGCAAGAACAGAACACUGACGAACGGACUCGAGCCAGCGUGUCUCAACACCAAUUUCGUCCCAAUGACAGCUUCGUAUAUUCGGAUGACGGGCAGUCACGUUCUCUGCCACCAGACGAGACUACCAACAAGCAUUCGGCACAAGUAGGCGCCCGUAGUGUUCCCUUCUCAGAAAAGGUCAACGCACCUGUAUACUGGAAAGGAAAUACGCCGUGGGCUUUGACUUGGGAAUUUCUUGGAAUAGUCGUUUCGAUAUGCUUUCUUAUACUUGGCGCAUUUGUUGUACACCUAAAAGAUCAACAGGAAAGUGAUUGGUCAAUCAAAGUGCUCUCGGCUACACGAAUCGCACCAACCUUAUGGCCGAUUUUCUUCUCUGGUGUAUUGGGAAAUGCGAUUCGUGCACUUGCCGACUGGCGCGUUGAACGUGGAAUCGACCUACUGGCUUUGGAACAGCUAAUGGGCUCUUUAACGCUUGCUGGUUCCGUCAUUACUGUUUUUAAAUGGUCAAUCUUGAGGAUCUCAAGUAUAGUUCUACUAUUACUAUGGGCUUUCAACCCUCUCGGGUCUCAAUCGUCGUUUCGGGGGAUUUACUUGAGAGACCGAGAGGGAUCCAGACCGGGAAAUAUUGCCUACUACAACUACAAUCUCAGCUCACAGGUACAGUUGAACUCGAUCUUCGACACCCAAACACGCGUCAGGCCCAGACUUCGCGCUCUAUAUUCCUCAGCUCUUUACGACGUCGCAUCCGCUACUCAGUAUGUCGACAAAACGAACAAAACGUACCAAGAUAUUGUUAUCACGCUCGGAGGAGAAAGCUCAGCUGGGGUGCAAGCAGCUACUGAUCUAUGGGGCAACAUACGGAUACCUAACCUACACAGUCUUCCCGAAUUCGAUGCGAAUGAGCCACAUCGUUGGGUAAAUGUGCCCUGGCAGGAUUCAGUACACAACUACUCCAGUCUUGUCGGCGAACAUUUUGCUGGCCUGGAGCGAAAUUUCACUGGCAACACAACGUUCAAUACAACCGCAAACUAUCUGACGUUCUCAUGCUCUCCUUGGUUGAAUAUCAACGGCAUGAAUGAGUCAUAUGAAUGGGUCUUUAACAAGUUUCAGAAAAACUUUUCUGAGCUGAUAAGUCCCCGUGGCACGAACGGUAAUAAUAACUUCUUUCUGGAGUUCUCCGAAAAACAAGUAUGGAAUGAUACCACUCAAAGUCACGACAUUAUGUUCGUGACGAGACGCGGCCCGCCCGCCUAUCUGUCCAUCACACAAUGCUCACCUCAGAUGACAUACGUCGACGCUCAAGUGUCCUGCAUAUCAAAAGGGGCUUCGGGGAAAACCGAUUGUGGUGUCAACGCAGUACGGGAGACGCUCACAACCACUAACCCCAAAAACCUUACCAUUUUCGAGUACCGAACGUAUCGCUGGCCAAAUACGACCUUAGAAAUGCGUCCAUCGACACCCACUGAUCUCAUGCACGCAUUCAUGGAUCUAGUCGAUGAUAACAAGUAUGGAUCUGGCGCAUCUGGUGUAGUGGAAUGGUAUCUCAGAGACCCGCUUAUUGCAGCCAACGAUCCCGGGACAAAUGCGUAUGGGACAUCAGCGUAUGCAAACUUGGGCGAUGUCGAUAUCAAGGUUUUUGAGCAAAGAUUCUCACUGCUGUGGAACACGCUGUGGAAAGUCAGCACUCAGCAUGCAACGAUCAACGGUGGAGGUCUCACGCCGUCCCCUUAUAACGAUACUUCGCUUCAUCUCAAUACUACGUCAACGAUUGUAUUUCCGUUACCGGCCACUUACGCUCUGGACAUCCCAUGGAUUGUAAUCUAUUUUGUAUCCGUGGUGAUCAUGUUUUUCGCGGCAGUCUUCUCUUUGGUUAUGCAUUACCGCUGUCAUGCACCUCGAAUCUUGGGUUAUGUCAGCAGCCAAAUAAGAGACUCGAGAUAUUUCCACGACCGCGAGAUACAAGGAAAUAGUGCAGCAGAUGGAACGGGUAUGACAAGGCGAUUAGGGCACCUGAAAGUUAUGAUUGCAGAUACCAAGACGGAUGAAGAUGUGGGUAAGAUCGCUUUCGUACCGGCACAUGCCGAGAGCAGAGUGAGAAGGAGGAGAUGGUAUCAAUAA